This is a messenger RNA of Saxophila tyrrhenica, 987 nucleotides long. RefSeq lists its product as uncharacterized. The transcript is spliced from 2 exons. NCBI's taxonomy places the organism in Eukaryota, Fungi, Ascomycota, Dothideomycetes, Mycosphaerellales, Extremaceae. The coding region runs from base 1 to 987 and encodes 328 amino acids. The record is from RefSeq and is a predicted model, not a curated record.
AUGCAACUGAUCGACUUUGCCUCAGACUUCAGCACCAUACCCAACGGUAUCAUCUGCGCGAUCUGGAGUCUCCUGGGUGUAUGGCUCGUCUAUGGUGACUCACCAUUCACGCUCGCCUGGCUCUUCCUUCAAGCGCAUUCCACCCGGGACCGUAUAAUCAUUACCGUCAGCGUGUGUGGUUUCUUCUUUUGCCUCUGCACACUCCCAUUCGCCUGGAACUUCACUGUCUCGUGCGCGCUGUUUGGCUACAAUUUCCCACCCAGAGGACUGCCAUGGCUCAUGUUCAUCGCAAGCUGGACCAUCUUUGGGUCCUGGAUGGCCUCCCUAGCCUGGGCAUGGCUGCCCAGCUGGAUCUUUAUGAUCCCUCCAGGCUUGGUCGCCUGGGAUUAUGGUCGACGGUUGUCGUUCCUAUCACUCAUGGACGCAUGCGUAACUGUGAGCUGGAUUUCAUGCGGACUCUGGAUGUGCUUUGGAGGUUGGAUGUUUUACGGACUCAUGGUGUCUUCUCUUGUCUGGGUUCUUACGCUCUGGCUGCCCCUUGUUCCGAUGCUGAAGGCCGGCUUCGAGCUCAGUGUCGCGCAUUACCUCCAUCGCCAGCGGCGCGCUGAUCGGAAGGCAGUAUGGCUUCAGAAAUGGCUGCGCAGGACUGUGGAAGAGACUUGGGGAUUCCUCAAGAUGGAGGAGAGAAAGAUUGCCGCUGGCUCGAGCGACGACACGACCUGCAGAUUACAAACCCUCCCAGUCGAGCUACGCCUCCUCAUCUACAGCCAUAUGCACUAUGACUCCGCUCUGGCAUUGGAGAGGGCAAGCCGCCAUUUUUACAACGACAUACCGCACCAAGCGAUUGAUGUGGAGACGAAGACAGUGGGCGUACUGUUGGCGGAGGCCUCUCAACAUAACAAGGAUCGGCUGGCUUGUUAUUACUGCCUGCGCGUGCUCCCGAUGGAAGCGUUUGGUAGUAGGGACUGGUCGAAAGGUCUACUGUAA